CAGCUGUUGGGCGACAUGCUUUCUGCUUCCUCUUGUUCCCGUGGUAUCCAAACAAUUUCCAAACGUGGUAAAUAAAAGCGCAUAUUUCCAGAGUUCAGACAAAGAAUAUUAUUAUUAUUAUUAUGCAUACGCAUAACCAGUUUAAGACCCCUUCCGAUGAAGACGAACUGGAUGAUUUGGACGAGGACAUGGUGGUGGGAGUCAUAGCGGAGAUCGAACAGGAGGUGCUGAACGAGUCGGACAGCGACAAUGACGAGUACGACCUGGUGGACAUGGGUGCUCCGGUGCCGGUAAACGAUGGCGACAGCAGUUAUGAUGGUAACGAGAGUAUCAGCAGCGACGACAGCUUCGACCCGAAUGCAGCGGACUCGGACUCAGAUAACUCGAUGCCGGAGGACGCGACAACUGGAGCCGCUGGAGGAGCCACUAGCGCCAAGCGUCGCAAGGACGAUGAUAACCCAUCGGGCAGCAAUAGGGAAUCAGAGGCCACCAUUUUCGACCUGGACGAGGAGGAUGAAACAGACGAGACUGUACGUGCCAUGAUAGCCGCCAUAAAGAAACCGCGCAGUGCCCCGCCAGAGAUCAAGCUGGAGGACUUCAUCACGGACAUCUGCUUCCAUCCGGACCGCGACAUCAUCGCCCUGGCCACCAUCAUCGGGGAUGUGCAUUUGUACGAGUAUGACAACGAGGCCAACAAGCUGCUGCGCACCAUCGAGGUCCAUUCCAAGGCCUGCCGCGACGUGGAGUUCACCGAGGAUGGACGAUUCCUGCUCACCUGCUCCAAGGACAAGUGCGUGAUGGUCACCGACAUGGAGACCGAGAAGCUGAAGAAGCUGUACGAGACGGCGCACGACGAUGCCAUCAACACGCUGCACGUGCUCAACGAAAAUCUCUUCGCCACUGGCGACGAUGCGGGCACGGUCAAGUUGUGGGAUCUGCGCACCAAGAACGCCGUUUUCGAGCUCAAGGAGCUGGAGGAUCAGGUCACCCAGCUGAUAACCAACGAUCAGAACAAGCUGCUGCUGGCCACCAGCGCUGAUGGCUACCUGACCACAUUUAACAUUGCUGCGCGCAAAAUGUAUGUGCAAUCGGAGCCGUACGAGGAGGAGCUGAGCUGCAUGGGCAUCUACCGCGGCGACUCCAAGCUGGUAGUGGGCACCUCCAAGGGGCGGCUAUACACCUACAACUGGGGCCAAUUCGGCUAUCACUGCGACAUGUAUCCGGGAAUCAAGAGCCCCAUCAGCCUAAUGAUUCCCAUUACGGACAGGAUAGCUUGCGUCGCCGGAGAGGAUGGAAACAUUCGGGCUUGCCACAUCGCACCGUACCGUAAUCUCGGCGUGGUGGGACAGCACAACAUGCCCAUCGAAUCCCUGGACGUGAACACCAACGGCGAGCUCCUUGCCUCAUCGUCGCACAAUAACGACGUGCGAUUCUGGAACGUGAAGUACUUCGAAGACUUUGGGGACAUUAAGUAUAACGACAAGCACAACGCAUACAAGGAAAAGCGUCACAAUCUGCCCUCCUCCAAGUGCACCAACACAUCGGACUUUUUCGCCGACCUGACCAAAGAGGAUGCCGAUGAUGACGAUGAUCCAGGUGCUGGACCCAGUAACACCGCCUAGAACGGAAUGCUUCCUAGCAAAGCUGUAUUCACUGGGUGGGGCAACUUAAAAUGAUACACAUUUAAGGACUACUUUUACCUGUUUACAUCAUUUAAAGAAAAAAACUUUAAAACUUCUUAACCGAACCAGAACUAAAGAUCCGGGAUUAUAUAUAGACAUUUAGAGAUUUAAAGCAAUUGUUUGUUUUAAAAAGUUCACCAAUACAUAUUUAUGCAAAUAGUAUGAAAACUUUCAUAGUAAAAUAUAAAAAAACUUGUAGAAUGUUUAAAA
This is a messenger RNA of Drosophila gunungcola (fruit fly), 1892 nucleotides long. RefSeq names its product WD repeat-containing protein 55 homolog. The record is from RefSeq and is a predicted model, not a curated record. Bases 123 to 1622 code for a protein of 499 amino acids. Gene Ontology annotation, molecular function: protein binding. Lineage: Eukaryota; Metazoa; Arthropoda; Insecta; Diptera; Drosophilidae. The transcript has 2 exons.